GGCGCCGUCCACACCAGCACACUCCAGGCCCAUCCCUCCCCCGCCACACUACAGGCCCUGCCCCAAACCCGUUCACCCCCGGCCCUCCCCAGGCCCCGCACGCAAACGGCCACGCCUUCUCCCGGCCCAGCCCUUUUCCGGCCCUCCCCGGAACCGGCCCUCCCGCGGCACAGCCAUCUUCCGGCUGCGCCCUCACCCGGCCCCACGCUCCGUCGGCCUUCUCUCAGUAUCAAGACACAAGAGUACACGUAGAGACUUGGAGAGGUUUCAUUAGAUUCAUGGUUAUAAAUUCACCGAUAACCGGAAAUAAAUCCUAACCUCUGAACUGAAAAGAAGGAAGGCACGUUUUUCGCAUCCGGUUCCGGUUCAGGGAAGAAAGGCGCUUAAAAAGCAACGGGAACGAAUUGUGUGCCAAAUGAUGUUGCGAGGGCCGAUCUUCCAAGUAAUCCAUCAGCUAGUGCGUCAUCGAGUCACUGAUGCCUCCUCACUCAUACUGGAGAGAUCCUUGAACCGGGUGCAGCUGCUCGGCCGUGUUGGGCAGGACCCUGUGAUGCGACAGGUCGAUGGGAAGAAUCCUGUUACAAUAUUCUCUUUGGCAACAAAUGAGAUGUGGCGAUCAGGAGACAGUGAUACCUUCGCAUCAGGUGACAUCAGCCAGAAGACAACAUGGCAUCGAAUUUCCAUAUUCAGACCAGGCUUGAGGGAUUUGGCGUAUCAGUAUGUGAAGAAGGGGGCGAGAAUUUAUGUGGAGGGGAAACUAGACUAUGGUGAAUACGUGGAUAAGAGCAACGUUCGGAGACAGGCAACUACUGUGGUGGCAGAUAAUAUAAUAUUUUUAAGUGACUCUAUCAAAGAGAAGGUCUAGCCAGAAGGUCUCCCCCACCCCUCAGACCUGACCUUUAAUUAUUUUCUAUCUCUCUGUUUAUCACUGUCAAUUGGACUCCAGCAUUGGGGUGUAUUGUUGUUACUUUCUCAAUGGAUCAUGUGAAUUUUGAUAUUUUGAUUAUCGUUCAGUGUGCUGAGAUUGCAAUAAAGCGAUAGUUGAUCACUU
Messenger RNA from Carcharodon carcharias (great white shark), 1051 nucleotides. It is a transcript of the gene ssbp1, whose product is annotated as single-stranded DNA binding protein 1. The record is from RefSeq and is a predicted model, not a curated record. Gene Ontology annotation, molecular function: single-stranded DNA binding. Gene Ontology annotation, biological process: positive regulation of helicase activity; mitochondrial DNA replication. NCBI's taxonomy places the organism in Eukaryota, Metazoa, Chordata, Chondrichthyes, Lamniformes, Lamnidae. The transcript is spliced from 7 exons. Gene Ontology annotation, cellular component: mitochondrial nucleoid. The coding region runs from base 416 to 865 and encodes 149 amino acids.